UGGACCGAUAACGUUUCCUGAAACAAGGGCGCGCCAGAGGCCGGCGCACCCCGUUCCCGAGGGAGACCGGUGUCUUGUGCCCACCCCGGGGUCCAAGUAGUGGGGUCCAAAUAGUCGGCUCAGAGCUCGACUUGAGCCCCGCAGCCGGGAAGCGCGCCGCAUCCAGACCCCAGGUCGACUCUCUGCGACCUCCAAGAUGCCAGAAGCUAAGGGCUCCCGCCAGGACCUCACGUCAUGGAAGAAGAAGAAGCAGCCGGUGCACCGUACAGUCAGUCAGAUCUGCCCGCCCCCACGACGGCCGCUGACCGUGGCAGACAUCCGGCCGGGCAUGGAGAACGAGAGGCUGGGGGUCGUGCGCGAUUCCAUGUUUCAGAACCCGCUCAUCCUCAAGGCUGAGCUCGGGAAGACCCGGGAGAGAAGCUGCAGCCUUCCUGGCAUCGACUUUAAUUACGGACUCUACACCCGCGGGCUGGACGGAGGGGUCCCCGAAGCCAUCGGACACUGGAACACGUUCAAGCCGCAGCCCAUCCGCUCCCAAGAGCUGGCUCCGAAUUACAUCGCCAUGAAUCGCGGGGCGGUGAAAGCCGGCCUGGUAACUGCCCGGGAGAACUUCCUCUACCGUCAGCUCAACUACGUCCGCGUCAGCGACAAGGACGAGCGGCGUGUCAAGAAGGAGCCGCCCUUCAUCCCUCCUCCGAAUAUGACGUUCGGGAUCCGGGCACGGCCUUCCACGCCCCUCUUCGACCUGCUGCAGCACCGCUACCAGCAGCUGUGGGUGCAGGAGCAGAAGGCCGCCCAGAAAGCCAUCAAGCUGGAGAAGAAGCACAAGGUGAUCCUGGGGAAGCUCUACGAGACCCGGAGCAGCCAGCUGAGGAAGUACAUGCCGCCCGUGAAGCUGGACGCCCUCUGGCACAUGCCCCACUUCCAGAAGGUGGGCCCCCACCUGGACACCUUCCCCACCGAGGCCGAUCGCCAGAACGCUAUGAAAGCCCACCGGCAGGAGCGGGCCGUGCGCCAGGGCACCCUGCGGAUGGGCAACUACACCCACCCCUGAAGUCCCCGUCCGGGCUGCCGUAGAAAAUUCCAGAAGGGCUCCGCUUCCUCGCCCCGACUCACACAAGACGCCCUCCUACCUUCACGUGGGUUCUGCUCCCACCAGGACCUCAGAUCCCCGUCUCAGGUUAACCACUCUCGCUAAGAGCGCCCCCGUUAGGAUAGCCUCCGGCACUA
Messenger RNA from Phyllostomus discolor (pale spear-nosed bat), 1230 nucleotides. RefSeq names its product cilia and flagella associated protein 77 (gene CFAP77). The record is from RefSeq and is a predicted model, not a curated record. The coding region runs from base 197 to 1054 and encodes 285 amino acids. The transcript has 6 exons. NCBI's taxonomy places the organism in Eukaryota, Metazoa, Chordata, Mammalia, Chiroptera, Phyllostomidae.